Herpailurus yagouaroundi (jaguarundi) is the source of this 1273-nucleotide messenger RNA. RefSeq names its product TIFA inhibitor (gene TIFAB). The coding region runs from base 187 to 828 and encodes 213 amino acids. Gene Ontology annotation, biological process: positive regulation of canonical NF-kappaB signal transduction. The transcript is spliced from 2 exons. Lineage: Eukaryota; Metazoa; Chordata; Mammalia; Carnivora; Felidae. Gene Ontology annotation, molecular function: protein binding. The record is from RefSeq and is a predicted model, not a curated record.
UCAACCACUCAGCGCUAGGGUUGCACUUCUGCAAUGGGAAAUCACACGUGCAUUUUCCUUCCUAACGGGAAAAAGGAAGAAAGCAGCAAAACUGAUGAAUGUUCUGACGUAUCACAUCCCCAAACCGCAGCCUUAAGUGCCAAGCCAGACCUGCCCUGGCAGGGACCCAUUUGCUCCUGAGAGCUCAUGGCUGCCGAGCCACAGCCAGAGGUGCCCCUGGCGGUAAGGCUCCCAUCCACGGAGAAGCCCCUCACGGUGCUGCAUGUGAGCCUGUACCACCCCACACAGGACCCAGACACCUUUGCCAACGUCCCACCGAAGCUGCAGCAUGACACCAACCCGCUGCUGGUGGGGCGGGGCCCGGAGGCCCACCUCCAGCUGCGGCUCCCAUGCCUCUCCCGCAGACACCUGUCGCUGGAGCCCUACCGGGAGAAGGGUGGCACUCCCCUGGCCUUCUGCCUGAAGGCCCUGAGCCGCAAAGGCUGUGUGUGGGUCAACGGGCUGACUCUGAGGUUCCUGGAGCAGGUUCCACUGAGCGUGGUCAACAGGGUUGCCUUCUCCGGCAUCCAGAUGGUGGUCCGCAUAGAGCGAGGCACCUCCCUGGAGGCCUUUGUCUGCUGCUUCCAUCUCAGCUCCUCGCCCCUGAUUCACAGGCCCCAGGCUGAGGAGACUGAUGAAUGGGAAAGCAAACCCCAGGAGCAGCCGCCCCCAAGUUCGGGGCAGCGAGCUCCAGAUCACCCGGGGCUUCACCACGGCCCUUCCCAUCCAAGCCCUGGAGGAGGAACAGAAACACAGCUCCAGGAGCCCCCAGAAAGUAUGCUCUACUAGCCCCGCCAGCGGCCCAGAGCAAGGCUUACCUGAAAUAGAACUUGAACUCUUGUAGCUACAUCAUGUGAGGCUGACAAGCAAGACGGGCCUGGUAAUAAUGAACAGAUUCUGCAAACACGAACAGCCUGGGCUGGGGGAGCACCCUCCAUGGUUACAGCUACGUCAAGGAAAGGGAACUUUGUAUACGUUAGAGGCCCUGAGGGCUUCUGAGAGCCUUUCUCAGCCUUUCCCCACAUUUCCCCCGGCCUGUCUGCCUAGGAGUUACUUUAUGUGGCUAAUUUCGUGAGCCGCUUAAGAGCUGGAGUCUGAGGUUGCACGAGGAAUGCAUGGACACAUGUACCAAUUACGUUCGUGGUAGCUCGGGGUUACCUUGGGCUUUCUAAUACCCACAGGCACUCAGGGCUUAGGGAAGCCUGUGUUUAAUAAACUGUAAGUAUUUCAUUAA